Molecule: messenger RNA, 2099 nt
Organism: Drosophila montana
Lineage: Eukaryota; Metazoa; Arthropoda; Insecta; Diptera; Drosophilidae
Product: phospholipase B1, membrane-associated
Exons: 4
Coding region: 688-1974 (428 amino acids)
Biological process (GO): phospholipid metabolic process
Molecular function (GO): glycerophospholipase activity
Source: RefSeq, a predicted model, not a curated record
CAAAUGGUGCGUCUUGUGCUUCUGAUUGCAUUUUCGUUUUGUUUAAUUUGGCGCGUUCGUUUCCUAAGUCUUUUGUUUGAAGUCUGUGCAUUAUGCGAAAAGGAAACAAAAUCGAAGUAUAUAUGAAUCUUGAUCACAACUGGAUUUGGCACGCGUAUUCGGACCAACUAAUUUUGGCAACUUCCGCCUGCCAACCCAUUAAAAAUGAAUUGAGUGCAAAACAUUUUCAAACAUUUAUCGUUCUUUCGUGGCAAAAUCGGACCGAAUCGAAAGACGUUCAGAGACUGAGCGAGACAUUUGUCUUGUUCAGUUUUAUGUGAUUUAUAUGUGAAGCAUAUUUGAGAGACUCAAGAAUAUGUUCUAUUAACUAACAGAAAACACAUUUUCGCGGCUCAAUGUCAAAUUCCUCAUGGACUUAUGUUGCUAUGGAUCAUUAUCCCAAGUGCGAACUAUUUGAAGAACAUAUCUGAAAGAAGCUGUUAAAACAACUGGUCAUUUAUGCGGAACGUUUUGUUAGAAAACACAUUUGCAUAAUUUUUUUUUAUAAUUUUAUAUGGUAUAUCUCAUUUCUGUUGUCAGAUUCUUUAAUGCUAGAUGCUAAAAUUGGCCCAGACAAGCUGACGAAGCAUAAAGUGUAGUACGACGGAAUAGCAAAUCAAAACAAGCAUCGAAAAGUUGUAAAACACGAUGGGCAAGUCGUCAUUUAAGGAACUGUCACUGUGCCUGCUUGUGCUGCUGCUGCCGCAGCUGCUGGGCUUGACGGGCCGUGUGACGUCACAGCGCACGUCAUUGGACGUGGCCUUAAGGAAUGCCUACCGGCCACUGCGUCUGCUGGGCCUGGCCUUCAGCGGCCGCUCCGGCGAUGAGCCGGCGAACGUGCAACGCGUGCGUAAUGCGGGCAAAACCCAAAAGUCCAAUCCUCGCACGCGCGCCCUGCUGCAGUUCUGCGAUGCGGAACACGGACCUGGCCGACGCAGCGCGGAGCGUCCGUCGAGCGUGCAUCGGUUGCGACCCGGCGAUAUAGACAUUAUCGCUGGCAUGGGCGACUCUCUGACCGCGGGCAAUGGCAUUUUUGCCUCCAACCUGGGUCACGUCACCGUCGAGAAUCGUGGCGUGGUUUGGUCCAUUGGCGGACAAUACAAUUGGCGCAAGUAUCUAACCUUGCCCAACAUACUCAAGGAGUUCAAUCCCAAUCUCUAUGGCUACUCGCUGAGGGACGGCUUGUCCACAGAUCGCUCAUCGCGCUUCAAUGUGGCCGAGCUGGGCGCCAUGUCCCGGGACAUGCCCUACAUGGCCAAGGUGCUGGUGAAACGCAUGCAGCGGGAUCCGCAUGUGAACAUGACCCAUGACUGGAAGCUGGUCACCUUGUUUAUAGGCAACAAUGACUUCUGCUCCGACAUUUGCUUCUAUCCGCAGCCGGAGCUGACUGUUGCAUGGCACGAGCGGAAUAUGCUAAAGACCUAUCGCUAUCUGAGGGACAAUGUGCCACGCCUGCUUCUGAAUGUGGUGCCAGCGCCCAAUCUGCGUUUCCUAACCAAGCUGUCCGGCCUGCCGCCCAUUUGCAUGACCACCUUGCGCUUCGAGUGUCCGUGCCUGAUGGGCAAGAGCAAGCAGCUCUUGGAUUUCUACGAGGGCAUCAUGAAGCGCUGGAUAGCCAAGGACUAUGAGAUUGCCAACAGGGAGGAGUUCAAUACGGAGACGUUCACCAUCAAUGUGCAGCCCUUUUCCCAGUUCGAUGAUUUUCCGCGCACGCGUGCCGGCUUGACGGACAUGCGCUUCUUCUCCGAGGAUUGCUUUCAUCUGAGCCAGCGCGGUCACGCUUCGGCGGCCAACGCGAUCUGGAACAAUAUGCUGGAAAUGCCCGGCGAGAAGAGCGGCUUUAAUGUGCAUCUCUUUGAGCAGUUCAACUGCCCCAGCGAGAAGCGUCCAUACCUGAUCACCCGAGAGAAUAUUCGCGCCGAUUUUGUCAUCUAGUCGACAACUGCCAAUAUUAUUAAAUCCCACACCGACUGUGAUAUGUCUGUCGCCUUAGUCUCGACCAUACUUGUUUGUAGUAUUCAUUUACGCUUCCAUAAAUAUACGCUUAGAAAUUAGAAAAA